UUACGCCAAACAGCCCCUUCGACCCCUUCUUCACUCACGAAAUACGUUGAGCUUGCUGGGAGAGGAGAGAAAUGUCGGCGAGAGGAGGGAAGAAGGCGCGGCUCUCUCGAGCCCUAGAUUCCCACAUUCGAAACAUCGAAGAAACGUUCCAGAUACUGGAGAAAUCCGCUGCCUCUUCCCUCGAGAAAGUGGAGUGGUCUCAAGUAAUCAAGCUGGGUGAUGAGGUUUCCAAGCAGGCCACUAUUGCUGGGAUGCUCUGGAGUGUAGAAGAACCAGAAAUGAAGCAACUGGAGGAGUGCAUGGAAGCAUACUUUAAUGUGCUUCAUGGCUUUGUUUUGAUCUGUCAUGGCAGUACAGCUGGUGCUGGCCCUACCCUUCAUGCAAGUAUUUGUUCUUCUGCAAGACAGGUCAUUGAUAGUAGCCUUGCACUGUUAAAGGAAGCUCUCUCUAUUGAAUCUCGCAAUUUCAGUAAUAGAUCUUCCAUCAUCCCUCGGCUCUCUGGUUCUGUUUGGGAAGCUUGUGCCAAUCUCAACAAGAACCCCACUUCCAACUGCACUGCUAUCGGCCGCGCCAUUACCCGUGUAGCCGUCUCAGUUAAAGAUAUUCUCCGAGAAAUGAAUGAGCUGAAGCCUGCGGCCCCCAAUACCUCAAACGACGCAUCGCCUGAGGAAGACGACUCCGACGAUGAAGAAUUUGGCGAUGAUCUUUCACCCGAAGAAAUGUUAAUCGCCCAGUUAACAACCAAAGCUGUUUCUGAUGUGCUGGCGGCCUUAAAGGAGGUUAUCAGAUUUGUUUCUGGUCUGCAUACUAAAUCAAAUGAGGAGAAUAUGGAACAUGUUAAGGCCUUGGAGACAUUGCUGAGAUGCUGCGAGGAAAUUGGAAACCAGGCUAAUGAGUUGGGUGCUUCAGUUUACCCACCACAAGAGAUUUCUGUGCUGAAAUCGGCAGCUAAGAAGAUUUACAUCGCCAUUGAUGAUCUGCAGAAAGUUGUUGAGAUAGUUGGAGGCUCAGAUCAGAGCUUUUUAGGCUGUUUUGAAAGAUUGGAGGAUUCAUUGAAGAAAAUGGAGUCUGGUUUGUGUGGUGAUGUGAGCAGUGAGAUAGAAAGGCUUGCGUUGUAAUAUUUGAAGAUUUUCAUUUUUUUUUUGUGAGUGAAAUUUGAAACUUUAAACUUUAAAGUACAGUUCAUAAUUUUCUCUGAUC
Dendrobium catenatum is the source of this 1200-nucleotide messenger RNA. RefSeq lists its product as uncharacterized. The coding region runs from base 72 to 1118 and encodes 348 amino acids. Lineage: Eukaryota; Viridiplantae; Streptophyta; Magnoliopsida; Asparagales; Orchidaceae. Gene Ontology annotation, cellular component: nucleus. Gene Ontology annotation, biological process: regulation of cell cycle. The transcript is spliced from 4 exons. The record is from RefSeq and is a predicted model, not a curated record.